AUGUCUGAUUCUGAAAAGGGCGCAGCUAUCAAUCAUCGAGAGGAGGCAGACAUGACUCCUAAGCAAGGCGUUGAAGUUGACACCGUCCAUCAGGAUGAGGCCAUGAAAGUCCUCGAGGCCUACGGGGGUGAUGAGGCCUGGACUGAGGCGGAGGAGAAGAAGUUGCGCCGCAAGAUUGAUUGGAAGCUUAUGCCUGUUCUCUGCGCAACAUAUGGACUUCAGUACUACGACAAGGCCAUGCUUUCCCAAGCAGCUUUGUUCGGACUCAGAGAAGAUCUCGGUCUUCUCACCGGAGAUCGAUAUGCCAUGUCGGCUGCCAUUUUCUAUCUCGGUUUCAUCAUUGGAGCUUAUCCAGCAAUGAUGCUCGCUCAGCGAUAUCCUAUCGAACGAGUCGCUUCCGGCAUUGUCACAAUUUGGGGUAUCUGCCUCAUCCUGACUGUGGUAUGCAAGGAUUACAAGACACUCUAUACACAACGGUUCUUUCUUGGCUUGUUGGAGAGUGGUAUCAGUCCUAUGUUUAUGAUGAUUGUCGGAAGUUUCUAUAAGAAGAACGAGCAGGCAAUGCGCAUGGGUAUCUGGUACUCUUGCACUGGUUACGUCUCGAUCAUCUCCCCUAUCAUCAACUACGGAUUCGGCCAAAUCAACGGAGGAGUAUCCUCUUGGCGAUACAUGUACUACUUCUCCGGCGCCCUGACCAUCGUCUGGGGUAUCAUUCUCGUCUUCGUCCUCCCUCCCGAUCCUGUCCGCGCCAAGGGCUUCAACGAGAGAGAAAGAUAUAUCCUGGUUGCGAGACUUAAGACCAACAACUCUGGUGUCCGCAACACUCAUCUCAAAGUCGCUCAGAUCUGGGAACUCCUGCUUGACCCCAAGUUCUGGAUUGUGUUUUCCAUCGCUUUCUUGUCUAUGAUUGCCAAUGCCCCUAUCUCGACUUUCGUCCCUAUCAUCAUCCAUGGUUUCGGCUUCAGCACCCUCAACUCGCUGUUGCUUAUGAUGCCUUGUGGCGCAUAUGCUGGAACUCUUCAGCUUCUGUUCCCUUACCUGGCCUACAAAUACAGGAACAACAGGUCCUAUCUGGUCUUUAUUGCUCAGAUGGGCACUGUCCUCGCUGCUUUGUUGCUUUGGCUUCUUCCACUCUCGGCUACUGGGGCUCUCCUCUUUGCCGUUUACAUCCUCCCAUCCGUGGGCGGUGGCUACGCUGUUCUCAUGGGUCUGCAAAUUGCCAAUACUGCGGGAUACACCAAGCGGUCCGUCGCCUCGUCUGGUCUCUAUAUCGGCUACUGUCUCGGUAACUUCGUUGGUCCUCUCUGCUUCAAGAAAGGAGACGCACCUCGCUUUGAGCCCGGUUUUAUUGUUGUCGUCGUUACUUCCAUUAUAGCCGGCCUCCUUGCUCUUGUUUACCGCGUUCUAUGCAUGUGGUCGAACAGCAAGCGCGACAAGUCUGGUACCACCGAAGGUUUUGAUCAUGCCUAUGAGGAUGACCUCACUGAUAAGAAGAACUCGUCGGCAAUUGGCUCCACUUCAGUGCACGACAGCCGAAACGAAAGCGCGCUGAAGCUGUUUGUUUCUUUUGUCAUUCAAAGAAGAUCAAGUGCGAUUUGCAGGUCAGUCUCCCCGCUCGCUUCGGGCGUUGAUGUGCCGGGCUUUGAGCUGACUGUUCGCAAGAGCCGGACGUCGCAAGGGCAGGCGAAAUGCUCUAACUGUGAUAACCAAGAUCAAGAUUGUCAUCUUCGGCCGUCACGAAGGGGCAAGCAGCGCCGGAGAACGUCUACGCAAGCUGAGUGUGGCACUGAAUGCGAUACUAUUGUCGCCGCAGGUGAAGAUGUGGGCGAGAACAAUCCAGAGCCACCUGAUGCAACAGAAAUCGACUUUGAUGAGAAUGUAAUUGACCCAGGCAUGUGUGACACGCCAGCGCCUGUGCAUGCGACACCAAUUCACGUCGCGUUCAACAUACCAACAGCUGAGCGCGCUCCUGAUGCUGCAGUCAAUCAUCCGACCAAGUCAAGCACGUCGCCAACAGAAGGCGCUGGCCGCAGUCAUGCAGGAGACGUUGACACAGGCUUCCUUCAGAUCUACGGGCCUGAGAACCAGCUCGAAGCUGAACAGCAGGAACUUGUGGCGAACCUUGAGCUUCGCAAUCCGGCAUCGGACCCCAGGCAACAGGAGCUGCAACAAAGCUUCUCAGAAACAUACUUUGAGUACUGUUAUCCAUGGUGCCCUGUCCUUGACCACGACACGCUCGACUCUGAGCUGGCUCGAUCGCCCAUGCUUGCGAAUGCCCUUGCACUCGCUGCGAGUCACAUACAGCCGCCUCUGAUACCCCACCAAGGCCCAGCCGCCUACUACGAUAAAGCGAGGAUGAUGUUUUAUAUGGAUGAGGAGCCAGAUAUACUCACGUCUCUGAAGGCUGUCUCUCUGUUCUACUGGUGGGCUCCUCGUUCACCGUCGACGGCACAUCGGCAUGCCAGCUGGUGGUGGACCUCCGUCAUAAUAAGACAUGCACAGCAGAUGAACAUCCACCGUGAGCCGAAACAAGGUAGCGUGGCUUCGAGUGCACUUCACCUGAGUUUGCGUCGGCGAUUAUGGUGGACUGUGUUUGCACGAGAGCGAUUGACGUCGCUAUGCCAAAGCAAACCCUGCAUCAUUUGCCCCGAAGAUAUGACGAUACAAGAAGUCCAACCCUCAGAUUUCCCAAGCGAUCCAACAUCACAGAAGAAAGGCCGGAUAUUCAAGUACUGGGUUCGCCUUUCUGGUAUAAUGGGCAAAGUUUCCAAAGCACUAUCGAAGUCCGUAGACCUCCCCCCAGAAACGGCGACAUUCCCGACGGAGCUUAGACAAGAGCUCGUCGCGUGGGUUCAAUCGCUACCCGCAGAUCUACAACUACCAAUCGGCUCUAGUAGAACUGAAGGCUUCGACAGAGAUGUUCAUCAAUUACAUCUCCCAUACUUGACCACGAUCAUUGUGAUGCAUUUACAGAGGACAACACCAGACCUGCCGCAAGCUCUGCCACCCGCGAUAUUAGCUGCUUCAUGCAUCGCAAGAAUAUUGAGAGACAUCUUGUCGCGCGGAAAUGCAAGGUUUCUCAUGGCGAUCACCUGCUGGUACUGCGGUACGGCCUUCAUCGCGUUAUUACAAGCAAGUCGGAUCAAGCAAUUCUCUCAAGAAGCGGAAGAGGGACUGGACAUUCUGGACCAAGCAGUCGGCCAACUUCAGCAAAUGUGGGCUUCUGCCAAUGUCAUCAGACAAGGCUUUGAACGACUGCGCGCGCUGCCUAGGUCCAUGAUGCAUGCUGGUAAAGGCAGAUCAACGGCGCCCAACGGGUCUAGCGACGCGCCAUCGAACGACUUUGACUGGAAGCUUCUGUUUCCGUUUGUGACUAGAUCUACAAGUCGGAUCGCGGACUGUUUGCUUGCUGAUGAUGAGUUUGGAACGACAGCUACAGCACUGCCAUCACCUGAGAAUGCCGUGUUUCACGAGGACCUGCUUAAUCGCUACCAUGACUUACUGGAGCCAUUUGUUGAUUACAAUUUUGACUUUUCAAACAUUAAUCUUGAUAUCCUAUAG
Fusarium oxysporum Fo47 is the source of this 3561-nucleotide messenger RNA. Its product is annotated as major facilitator superfamily domain-containing protein. Gene Ontology annotation, biological process: DNA-templated transcription; transmembrane transport. Gene Ontology annotation, molecular function: transmembrane transporter activity; DNA binding; zinc ion binding. Lineage: Eukaryota; Fungi; Ascomycota; Sordariomycetes; Hypocreales; Nectriaceae. The record is from RefSeq and is a predicted model, not a curated record. The coding region runs from base 1 to 3561 and encodes 1186 amino acids. The transcript has 7 exons. Gene Ontology annotation, cellular component: membrane.